This is a messenger RNA of Paramecium sonneborni, 330 nucleotides long. The record is from the annotation of a GenBank genome assembly. Lineage: Eukaryota; Ciliophora; Oligohymenophorea; Peniculida; Parameciidae.
AUGGAUCAUUAAAUACCUCCCAGUGUGAGUUUAAAAUAAUAAACAAUCUCAUAUGCUGAAUUUUAAUUAUAAAACUUUGUUAUUGAAUUGGAAUUAUAAGAUUUUUUAGGAGAUGUUGAUCCUUUCAGAAAAGAAGAUAAUAUAAUUACUCCUAAUUUAUAUCGUGUUGUAAAUACGUCAAUCGAUGAUAAGCCAAUAUCUUUAUUUAGUAGUGAAGAUGAACCAUAUAAAAUAUUAAUAGAUAAUGGUACUAUAGUUUUAAACAAUAAUUAUACAGGAACUGAUGGUCGUUUAGAAAUGACAUAAUAUUUGCUUAUUUUUGAGAGCUGA